This is a messenger RNA of Closterium sp. Naga37s-1, 3720 nucleotides long. The record is from the annotation of a GenBank genome assembly. Lineage: Eukaryota; Viridiplantae; Streptophyta; Zygnematophyceae; Desmidiales; Closteriaceae.
AUGCACGGCAACGGCGUAAUUGGCGUGCUCCACGAGGGCCGCUACAAGUGGGAGCGCCGCGCGCCGCUCACCCCCGCGCAGUGCGCGCGCCUCCUCGCCGCUUCCGCGAACGGGUCCGCCGCGGGGCGCGCGGCGCACGGCGGGCGAGCGGCCGCCGGGUCAAUUCGCAUCAUCGUGCAGCCGAGCAGCAAGCGCGUGUUCGCGGAUUCCCAGUACGAGGACGUGGGAUGCGAGAUGUCUGACGACCUCUCCGAGUGUGGCCUUAUUCUCGGCGUCAAGCAGCCGCCGCUGGGUACGCUGCUCCCCGACCGCUCCUACACCUUCUUCUCCCACACGCACAAGGGACAAGAGGAGAACCUCCCGCUGCUCGACGAGAUCCUCGCGAAGCGCGUGUCGCUGUACGACUACGAGCUCAUCGUGGGCGACGACGGGCGGCGCGUGGUGGCGUUCGGGGAGUACGCGGGGCGCGCGGGCAUGAUCGACUGCCUGCGCGGACUGGGGGAACGCUACCUGAAUCUGGGCCACCACACGCCGUUCCUCUCCAUCGCGUCCGCCUACAUGCUACCUGAAUCUGGGCCACCACACGCCCGCGCAGUGGCGCAGGGCGCGCAGGAGAUAUUCUGCCUGCUGUGUUUGAGUCGGGUGAUUCAUAGAAAACCCAUCCACUCCUCUUCCAUCCCCCUUCCACCCCCUUCUGUGCGCGCAGUGGCGCAGGGCGCGCAGGAGAUAUUCUGCCUGCUGUGUUUGAGUCGGGUGAUUCAUAGAAAACCCAUCCACUCCUCUUUCAUCCCCCUUCCACCCCCUUCUGUGCGCGCAGUGGCGCAGGGCGCGCAGGAGAUAUUCCGCCUGUUGCCGCACCACUUUGUGAAGCCUGCGGACCUGCCGCAGCUGCUCGCGCGCAAGCCCCCCGCGCAUGGCCAUGGGUUGGACCCAGCACAGAAGGUGAUCUAUGCGUGUGUGGUGGAGGCGAAGGACAUGGUAGAGCCCAUUGACAAGGCUGCGCACCCCACCUUUGAUAAGGAGCAUUACUACGCCCAUCCGGACCAGUACCGUCCCAUCUUCCAUGAGACCAUCGCACCCUAUGCCACCGUCAUCGUGAACUGCAUGUAUUGGGAGCAUCGCUUUCCCCGCCUGCUGUCCAACGAGCAGCUCAAAGCCCUCGCCACGGCCACGGACAGCGAGGGGCGGGCAGUGCCGAUGCGGCUGGUGGGAGUGGCGGACAUCACGUGCGACGUGGGGGGGUCCGUGGAGAGCCUCACCCACUCCACCGAGAUCGAACGCCCCUUCUUCCGCUACGACCCCAUCAAAAACACCACGCACGAUGACCUCGAAGGUCCAGGAAUCUUCUUCGUAGCAGUCGACAUUCUUCCCUCCGAGCUCCCAAAAGAAGCCACCAACCACUUCGGCCAGGCGCUCUUCCCCUUCCUGCGCCACCUCGCCUUCUCCCGCACGCCCGAGGACGCUCCGGCCGCCAUGCAGCGCGCAUGCAUCACGUACGGGGGGCACCUCUGCCCGCUCUUUGAGUACAUCCACCGCAUCGCCGCUGCUCGCAAGGCCGAGGCGGAGGCAGUCCCAUCAGACAAGAAGUACACCACUCUGGUGUCCCUGAACGGGCACCUGUUCGACCGGUUCCUGAUCAACGAUGCGUUGGACGUGAUAGAGCGCGCGGGCGGCACCUUCCAGCUCGCCACGUGCCUCGUGGGGCAGUCCGUCGACUCCAGCUCCUUUGCUGAGAUCCAGGUGUCUGCCACAUCGGAGGAGCAGCUAGCAGGGAUAGUGAACGCACUUGCAGAGAUAGCGCAGAAGGCGGAGGUGCCCGAGAACCCCCUUGACUCGCACACCAAUAGCCCCCGCGCCGUUUCCGCUGACGCGCUCGCUGCUAUGAAAGCUGCUGCUGCCGCUGCUCUUGACAAGGAGACUCAAGCCGCUGCCGAUGCUGCUGCUGCUGCUGCUGCUGCUGCUGCUACUGCUGCUGGUGCUGAUGCGGGUGCUACAACGGGUGGGGAGAACGGGAAUGUGGAUGAGGGAGUGGGUUUGGGGGUGGGGGUGGAGGAGGGGAAGGAGGUGGAGUAUAAGUGGAGGGUGCUGGUGCUGGGUGCGGGGAGGAUGGUGGUGCCUGUGAUAGAUACGCUGGUGCGGUUUGGCGAUGGGGAGAGGUGGUGGGGGGAGGAGGAGGUGGGCGAGGGGGAGAAGAGGCAUGAGGCUCUGCAUGUGACUGUGGCGUCUAUGUUCCUGGAAGAGGCUGUGAAGGCAGUGGAGGGCUUCGAGCACACGCACCCCAUGGAGCUGGAUAUCAGCGACACUGCCAAGCUUGACGCUGCUGUUGCACAGGCCGAUGUGGUCAUCAGCAUGCUGCCGCCUGCAUGCCACAUCACUGUCGCCAAUGCUUGCGUCAAGGCGAGCAAGCACCUGGUGACGGCAUCGUACGUGAGCUCACAGAUGGCGCAGCUGGACGAGCCAGCCAAGGCCAGCGGGGUCACGGUGCUCUGCGAAAUGGGGCUGGACCCUGGGAUUGACCACAUGCUGGCCAUGGACAUGAAGCAGCGCAUCGAAGCAGACGGCGGCACCAUCACGUCCUUUGUCUCUCUCUGUGGCGGCCUGCCCGCCCCCGGGGCUGCCGACAACCCCCUGGCGUACAAGUUCAGCUGGAACCCACGUGGAGCGCUGCUGGCAGGGCGGAACUCUGCUGUGUACAAGAAGGAUGGGGCCCUGGUUGAUGUCAAGGGGGAGGACCUCUUCUCAUCAGCCCAGACCCUCCGUCUGCCGCACUUCCCUGCCUUCGCGCUUGAGGUUCUUCCCAACCGGGACUCCCUCGGCUAUGCCGACUAUUACGGGCUCAGCAGCCCUGACUGCACCGUGGCUGCUGCGGCCGAUUCUGCUGCUGCGGCUGCGGCAGUUACUGCAGAGACCAUGUUCCGUGGAACCCUGCGUUAUGAAGGUUUCAGUUCCAUAAUGGCAGGCCUGGCAUCCCUCGGUCUCUUCAACCAGGACCCGCACCCGCUCCUCUCUGUCCCUCGCGCCGCCGCCGCCGCCAUUCAAGCCGAAGCCGACCCCACCGCACCAGCCACCACCGAAGCUCCCCGCGACGACGACGACGCGCCCCUCCCGCCCUACCCCACCUACGCGUCGUUCCUUCACGCGCUGGUUACCACUGCGGGCGCUGCUGAUCCUGCUGCGGCUGCUGCUGCAGCGGAGAGGCUAGUGGUGGAGGAGGAUGUUGGGAGUGCGGAUGCGGUGCCGGCGGUGCUGCUGGCGGUGCAGAAGAGGCUGGAGGAGCUCGGGCUUGGGAAGGACGCUGCUCGUGUUGUGAACGCCGUGAGCUGGCUGGGCCUGGCGGCCAAUGAGGAUGUGCCAGAUGGCACGAGCAGCUGCUUCGACCUGCUGUGCCAUCGCAUGGAGGAGAGGAUGAAGUUUGGUCCCAGUGAGAGGGACAUGGUGCUGCUGCAUCACGAGCUGGAGGCAUCGUUCCCUGACGGCCGGGCCAAGGAGAAGCACUCAGCGACGCUGCUGGCGUUUGGAGAGAUGGAUUCUGGAGGCGUGUCCGCCAUGGCCCGCACUGUUGGCCUGCCCGCUGCCCUCGGCGCCAUUCUUCUCCUGCAGGGCAAGGUGCAGCAGCGUGGCGUUCUCAGGCCGGUCACCAGCGACAUCUAUGCACCCUCUCUGGUUGCCCUGGCCAAGCUCGGUGUGCACUGCAAGGAAGCAUCGGAGAAGCUUCUCUAA